This is a messenger RNA of Daktulosphaira vitifoliae (grape phylloxera), 672 nucleotides long. RefSeq lists its product as uncharacterized. NCBI's taxonomy places the organism in Eukaryota, Metazoa, Arthropoda, Insecta, Hemiptera, Phylloxeridae. The transcript is spliced from 10 exons. The coding region runs from base 172 to 657 and encodes 161 amino acids. The record is from RefSeq and is a predicted model, not a curated record.
UAUAUUUAAUAUAAAAACGUCUAAAAUUGCCAAACAAAUAUAUUAAUUUUAAUUUUUGAACGCUUUAUUUUUUGUAUCGACUAAUAUAAAAGUUAAAAAAUAAUAAAUCGUGACAUUUAUAAUAUUUCUAUUGAAGGAGACGUUAAACUUUUUUCGAAAUCAAAAAAAAAGAUGGACCGUCUUAAAGUGUUUACUUUUGCUAUUGUCGUUGUUUGCUACAUGUCAGAGAGUGUAAACUGUAGAAAAAGUCUGGACGAUCUGAAAGGUGCCGCUAAAAAAAUCGAACAAACAAAUAUUAUGAUACGGCAAGUUGCAGAAAAAUAUAAAGAUUCUCUGGAUGGUAACCAUGAUGCCUAUCAAAAAAUAUUGGACAUGAGACACGGUAGUAAUUACUUAACUCUUUUUCCUAAAGAGUUUUCUCAGAUGUACGAAACAGAUUUCGUUGAAAAUUUUUUGAGAAUUGCCGUAGAAAAACACUGGUUUCAAAAAAAUCUAUUCAAUGCAACAGGAAUUCAUAUACCCAAUGAAGAGAGCAUACCUGAUGACAUAGAUUAUAAUAGAGCAAUGUAUGAAAGAAGAGAACUUUUGAAACCUGUUAUGAUAAAAGAAUUGCAACACCAUUAUAAUAAUAGUGAGUUAUUGCUUAAUUUUGUUUGAAAUUAAUGUCUGUCA